Molecule: messenger RNA, 300 nt
Organism: Plasmodium gallinaceum
Lineage: Eukaryota; Apicomplexa; Aconoidasida; Haemosporida; Plasmodiidae
Exons: 1
Coding region: 1-300 (99 amino acids)
Source: RefSeq, a predicted model, not a curated record
AUGGCUACAAAAACUCAAAAGAAGGUUUUAAAAAAACAAAAUAAGAAAAAGAAAAAAGAUCCAUUAGCUCCAAAGAGAGCUCUCUCUGCUUAUAUGUUUUAUGUAAAAGAUAAAAGGCUAGAAAUAAUAAAAGAAAAACCAGAAUUAGCCAAAGAUGUUGCACAAGUAGGAAAGCUAAUUGGAGAAGCUUGGGGAAAAUUAAGUGCAGCUCAAAAGUCACCAUACGAAAAAAAAGCACAGCUAGAUAAAGCACGAUACUCAAAAGAAAUAGAAGAAUAUAGAAAAAAAAAUAAAGAAUAA